Molecule: messenger RNA, 258 nt
Organism: Aspergillus melleus
Lineage: Eukaryota; Fungi; Ascomycota; Eurotiomycetes; Eurotiales; Aspergillaceae
Exons: 3
Coding region: 1-258 (85 amino acids)
Source: RefSeq, a predicted model, not a curated record
AUGGGCAAGCUCUCAGAACUCACUUCCAAGGUCACUGGUGGCAGCAGCAGCCACGGUCACACCGGUGGCUCUGCCGGUGGUCCCAAGGAGGACUAUGUCGACAAGGGUCUUGACUCUGUCGAGAAGAAGUACGGCCACGGCAAGAUUAACCCUCAGGAUCCCAAGACUCGUGCCACCAACGAGAAGAUCACUGACGGCGCUCGUCACAAGUUCGAGGGUGCUACUGGGAAACAUGUUCCCCACAAGAUCUCAAACUAG